AAUCAAACGCUUUUCGUUGUCUAUUAUGAAUGAUCCCAAAAACAGAAAGAAAUGUGCAGCGUUUCUUUAUCAUCCAUAAUUUCCAUGAUAAAUGAACAACAUGUAAAAAAAAGGAAAAAAACUUUUAAAUUCCCGUUUCUUGAUUAAAUAUUUUUGUAUAAAAAAUCCUACUUGCGAUCGUCAUCAACAUACAAAUCUAUCAGCACUUUCUUUCAUUCGAGCUGGAGAUAAAAUAUCCUGUUCAUCCCUAUUUCAUUGCCAUCAUUUAUUGUUUAUUGUUGUAAUACGUGUUUUUUUUUAUGUAAAAAAAACUCGAAUAAGUCAAGUAAAAACGGAGGACCAGUAGCAGUUGAAUGCUUCACGGUCUCGUAUACUUCUGGAAUUCCGUUAAAGGAUAUACCUCAAACAGUUGGUUACAUCCUUUUUGCCUUUUCGUUCAUGCUCAAUUACUUUACGUCUAUAUACGUAUCAUAUGCUCGCCACCACCGUUGUGUAGUAGAAGACUGAGCGAACGACCUUUCGUAAGUAAAGAAGACGGAACGACUUUUACACGUAGCUUUUGUUAGAAAUUAAACGAAACUGGCUUAAAAUUGCGAAUUCUGUCAUAAUUCCCAUUCGAAUGAUGUAAAAUGAAAUGUACCUAGAGAAGUCAAAAGUAUAUAAGAAGAGAAUGGAACUAGGAUCGAUCAUCUUUAUUCGAAUCCAAAAGUUUCAUUUCAAAUUUGGUUCUAGUAAUUACUCCAUUUCAUAACAUGGCAGGUAAAUUUUCUAAGAAGAGUUCUGGCUACGGUGGCUACGGAAGGCCCGCUCGUGAGGAUCCUAGAGUCACAAAUCUUUAUGAUGAAGACGUUGAUCCAGAUGAACCCUCUAGUGGAUACUUCGAGGAAGAAGAUAUCGGAGCCGAAAGAACAUCUGGCUAUGAAACCCGCUCUCAUGGUGCCGCAAAAGACUACGGCAUAGAGAACGUUUUGGGCGAUGAAGGGUACGAAGACGAAGAUGCUCUUGAUACUGGUGAUUUUGCACAGGAAGAGUCCCAACGCGGCAAGAACCUUGGUAAUGUCCGUGGCGGUUACAAGGCCACUUUGCAUAACCCCAAUAUCUCCGGCGAUGCCAAGAAACAUGCUCAACAAGUACUUGAUGAAUUGGACGAUGAGACACAAGAUUAUUAAAAUAUUUCCAUAAUCAUGAUGAUAUGUAUGAUAUUCAGUAACGAUUUUAUGUUAUCCCACACAGAAAUUAGAUAACAGAUAUAUAUGAAAGAAAUUGAAUGCAUUUUAAUUUUUUUGGACAUAGUCAGAUCAAAAAGAAAAAUAAGGUAAAC
This is a messenger RNA of Schizosaccharomyces cryophilus OY26, 1321 nucleotides long. RefSeq lists its product as uncharacterized. The transcript has a single exon. Gene Ontology annotation, cellular component: cytoplasm. Bases 753 to 1169 code for a protein of 138 amino acids. Lineage: Eukaryota; Fungi; Ascomycota; Schizosaccharomycetes; Schizosaccharomycetales; Schizosaccharomycetaceae. The record is from RefSeq and is a predicted model, not a curated record.